AUGCCUUUCCCAAAGCUUGUAGCAUUCGAAACUAGUGACGUCCUUUUCGCCACAUCACCGAGCCUUCGUGACAGCGUUUGGGGGAAAGGCACCGGCGCAUCGAACGUAAUCGCGGACAAUGUCGAACGCAUCGAUUGGAGACUUCUUCGUGAUAAAAGUAACCACCAAAACACCACGGAGCUGUACGAAGACACAUCCAAGAUCAUCAGCGAUGUUCUGAAGAACGGCGCGGAGCUUGCGAUAGUCUCCCGAAACGACAACAAGAAACUUUGUGACCGUAUCUUGUACUAUUAUCACACAACCGAUCCCAAAACGCAACAGGAGAAGCCUAUCAUCUCUCUCGUAAAAUAUGACGAGGUAUCUAACGAAUCUAAAACCAACCAUUUUGAGCGUAUUCAUGGCUGGACUAAGUUCGCCUACAAGGACAUGGUUGGACUUUCGCUCAUUCAGUGA
This is a messenger RNA of Coniophora puteana RWD-64-598 SS2, 453 nucleotides long. RefSeq lists its product as uncharacterized. The record is from RefSeq and is a predicted model, not a curated record. Lineage: Eukaryota; Fungi; Basidiomycota; Agaricomycetes; Boletales; Coniophoraceae. Gene Ontology annotation, molecular function: phosphatase activity. The transcript is spliced from 5 exons. Bases 1 to 453 code for a protein of 150 amino acids.